This is a messenger RNA of Linum trigynum, 589 nucleotides long. Lineage: Eukaryota; Viridiplantae; Streptophyta; Magnoliopsida; Malpighiales; Linaceae. The record is from the annotation of a GenBank genome assembly.
UUAAAAAAAAAAUAUUUGUCCACCUCAUCAUUCCACUUACUUUACGUAUAUGAUUUAUCAUAUUACUUAUUUAAUAAAAUUAAUAAAAUUAUAAAAAUAAAUAAUAUGAUUGAUUUAUUCUCCACCAGUCAAGAUCCGAUCGACAAGAUUGUCAUUGUACGCAGUGCGUUCGUCACGCUGGCGCCGAUCUCGCUCCAGUCGCCCUUCGACGACCAUCCCGUCUCCGAAACCACCAUCUCGAGGUCGUCAAACUUCAACGCCGACAUUGUCGCGAACAUGGUGUCGAUAUGGGCAUCGAAGAAGCUGGAGUACCUGAGCUCGCUGCCGGCGUCGACGACGCCAAGAUUCUCCCGGAAUAGAGCGUACGUAGUCCAACUAGAUGACUUCGGAGUUCGCUUUGUAAGCGAAAAACGGGUAAGCGUUCACCAUCAGGUACGAGCCGGUCUCGCAGAGGCACUCCAGCAUUGGGAGGAAAACCGGCUCGACGAACUCCUGCCGGAACGACCACCCUUAAUACAUAAUGUAAUUUUGUGCAUUACAUAGUUUAUGGAAUCAUAAAAAAAAACUCCAAUAAACCAAUUCACCCAAC